UUAAAACAAAAAUAUUUAAAGAAAUCACCAAUUUUCGUAUGCGUAUUUAAAAUAUUCGGUUUUGAUUCAUGCUUUAUAGGAGAAUUUUUAUGAAACUCCUUUGUUAAAUUUUCAUCAGCAUUCUCGGGCGUAUCAUAAUGAAAUAAUCGUUUAGCCUCUUCACCGCAAAAUUUCUUUUUUGUUGGCAAAUCUUUACUUUCCAAUUCAACUUUUCUCUUUUUUUCGCUAGUUUGUGGUGGAGAAAAGGCAAAUUCUUCUGGAUGUUUCUUCCAACUAUCGGGGGAUUCUACCUCGACAUCUUCUUUCUUGGUUUCUUCCUUUUCCUUUUCUUUUUCUUUAUGUUUUUUGGCUUCAAAUUCAACAUCUUUUUUCGAUACUUCCUUCUCUUUUUCCUUCUGUUUUUUCGCUUCAAAUUACAAAAAAAAUUAUAG
Meloidogyne enterolobii is the source of this 431-nucleotide messenger RNA. NCBI's taxonomy places the organism in Eukaryota, Metazoa, Nematoda, Chromadorea, Rhabditida, Meloidogynidae. The record is from the annotation of a GenBank genome assembly.